AUGGCUGAAUCCAAUAGAUUACGCAUUGGUUGGCUAGACCAUUUUAUGCUACACAUUAUGUGUGCAUAUUUGUUAAUAGCACCUUAUACCAAAGUCGAAGAAUCGUUCAACAUCCAAGCCAUUCACGAUAUGGUCUUUUAUGGAUCCGAUAUUUCCCAAUAUGAUCACUUGCAAUUCCCAGGUGUAGUCCCUAGAACAUUUGUGGGUGCUUUGGUUAUUUCACUAGUGGUUAAACCGAUAGCAUACUUGAUUCCGUUCACAAAAAAAAUUGAAAUACAGUCUGUUGCAAGGCUCAUUUUGGGUGUUAUAAACACAUUUGCAGUCAUUAACCUUCGUCAUUCAGUGAAGAAAUUGUUUGGAAUUGGGCCGUCUCGAUGGUUCAUGCUGUUUACAAUGUCUCAAUUUCACUAUAUGUUUUAUUCUUCUAGGACCCUACCUAAUAUGUUUGCCCUACCAUUGGUAGUCUAUGCUUAUCAAGCAAUUUUAGAGGAACGAUAUGAAACCGGUCUAACCAUUCUUUCAUUUACCAGUAUCGUAUUUCGAGCAGAGUUGGCUCUUUUAACUGGAAUUUUGGCUCUCACUCUUUUGGGCACUCGUAAGCGACCAUUUUGGAAUGUUGUACAGAGCGGUGUACUUGGUCUUGGAUUUGGCACCAUGAUCUCCUUGGCGGUCGACUCAUAUUUUUGGCAGCAAUUUCCCAAGAUCCCGGAGGUCGAUGGAUUUAUUUUUAAUGCAAUUGAGGGUAAUUCUUCAUUUUGGGGAGAAGAGCCCUAUUGGGCAUAUUUUACUAAGCAUAUUCCAAACUUGACAAAUAACCCUCUGAUACUGGUGGUUGCUCCAAUUGGGCUGCUUAUAUCAGACCAAACAUCUAGUUUCAAUAAGAAACCAAUAACAGUCAACGGAAAACCACUGAAAUCUAUUCUUAAGAAAACCACAAGUGCCUCACCGAUUACUGCUUUACGGAUCUUGGCAAUAACAUCUUUACUCUAUGUGCUUGUAUACUCCUUGCAACCUCACAAAGAAUUGCGCUUUGUCAUCUAUAUCAUGCCCGUGAUCACAAUUAUGGCAAGCAAUGGAGUCUCGAUAUUAUAUAAGAGACGAUCAAGAAACUAUUUGUUCAGACUGAUCCCGAUAAUAAUGUCACUCUCAGUCUUUUUAGCAUUCAAUGUUUCAGUGAUGAAAAUGCUAGCCUCAAGUGUAAAUUAUCCAGGAGGUGUUGCACUAAGCAGGUUUCAUGAAAUCUACCAAUCAUCACAUAAUGGAAGGUCUGCUGAGGGUAUAACAGUUCAUCUUGAUGUUCCAGUUUGUAUGACAGGAGCGACUAGAUUUGGCCAAUUAUGGGACUCGGCUAAUUUCAUUAAAAAUGAAGAUGAGAAAACUGGUUUUGUGAUCUACGAUAAAUCCGAGGAUGAAGCUACACUCGACAAGGUCUGGUCCACAUUUGAUUACUUUAUCGGUAUAGCUGAUCUCAAUGAGACUGGCAUUCCGAGCCUUGAUGGCUAUGAAUGGCAACAUCUUGAUGUCAUCUCUGGACUUGAAGGGUUCAACACGAAGCUUGUAAGAGACUUUGUGAACCAAAUUAGAGCAGACCCAUUUCUCAAAAUCAACAAUAUAAAAGAGGGCUUGAUUGCCACUCAUAGAAAUGGUGGUUUGAAGGCUGUGAUAUCAAAUCUUUUUGGUUUAUGGAAAGAGCUAGUGCUGACAAAAGAUGCUGUCCAUAUUUAUAAACGGGUAAGAGUUGAUGAUACUACGGUAUCAAACGAAGACCCACAAUCUGAGGGGAGGUAA
Sugiyamaella lignohabitans is the source of this 1788-nucleotide messenger RNA. RefSeq names its product dolichyl-P-Man:Man(7)GlcNAc(2)-PP-dolichol alpha-1,6-mannosyltransferase (gene ALG12). The record is from RefSeq and is a predicted model, not a curated record. NCBI's taxonomy places the organism in Eukaryota, Fungi, Ascomycota, Dipodascomycetes, Dipodascales, Trichomonascaceae. The transcript has a single exon. Gene Ontology annotation, molecular function: alpha-1,6-mannosyltransferase activity. Bases 1 to 1788 code for a protein of 595 amino acids. Gene Ontology annotation, biological process: protein N-linked glycosylation. Gene Ontology annotation, cellular component: endoplasmic reticulum membrane.